ACCAAAUGCGACAAAGAAAAAUACAAAGGAGGAAACAGAAGCAUGGAGAUUUAUCCUCAUUGUUUGGUUUCUCUUCUUUCAAUCAUCAUCUUGUCUGGAUUCGCAUCGUCUCUUCACAUCUCUCUUGAUGAAUUUGAGUCACACCCAGCCACAAGCCGAGCUCUUCUUCAGGCAAAAAACACAUGCAAAGAAGAUUUUGCAAGCAAGAAUUACACAAUCAUAACGAGUAGAUGCAAAGGCCCAAACUAUCCAGCCAAGGCAUGUUGCUCCGCCUUCAAGGACUUUGCAUGCCCAUUCGCGGAAGCUCUUAACGAUGAGAAGACAGAAUGUGCCUCCACAAUGUUCAGCUACGUCAAUAUCUAUGGUCGAUAUCCUCCCGGUAUAUUCGCAAACAUGUGCAAAGAAGGCAAAGAAGGGCUUGAUUGCACCGACGUAAUGGCCGCCACAUCAUCUUCUCAUGUAUCGAUCCCUCUUGUCUCCACACACGCAUUGCUUUUCACCGUUCUCUUGUUUUGCCUCUUCUAAAUACGUUUUUUUAUAUAUAUGUUACAAUAUGGGGAUAUUAUAUGAACAUUUCCAUCGUUAAUUAGUUGCGGAGUGACACCAUUAAUUCUUUCAUGCAAAUUCUAGUUUUGUUUAGGCUCUCGUUAACUAUUUUUUUUUUCUUUUUAGUAGUAACAUG
This is a messenger RNA of Raphanus sativus (radish), 682 nucleotides long. Its product is annotated as GPI-anchored protein LLG3-like. The record is from RefSeq and is a predicted model, not a curated record. The coding region runs from base 43 to 525 and encodes 160 amino acids. Lineage: Eukaryota; Viridiplantae; Streptophyta; Magnoliopsida; Brassicales; Brassicaceae. The transcript has 3 exons.